Molecule: messenger RNA, 353 nt
Organism: Staurois parvus
Lineage: Eukaryota; Metazoa; Chordata; Amphibia; Anura; Ranidae
Source: the annotation of a GenBank genome assembly
CUCUUCUCUGUCUCCAGCUGCUCCAUUCAACCUGCCUUCCGUGGUUCAGCCUGGUGCCUCGGCACUUCAGCCUGAUGCACUUCAGCCUGAUGCCUGUACUCCAGCCUGAUGCCUCUCUUCAGCCUGAUGCCUCCACUCAGCCUGAUGCCUCCACUCAGCCUGAUGCCUCCACUCAGCCUGAUGCCUCUACCCAGCAUGAUGAACUGAUCCAGCCUGAUGAUCCUAUUAGGCCAGUUGACUCGAUGCCCGCUGUUGAUCCAGAUGAUCCGGUACCUGAUCCGGUGCCCGCUGUCGUGCCAAUUGACUCAGUGCCCACUGUCGUACCUGGUGACUCGGUGCCCACUGCCUUGCCA